This is a messenger RNA of Beta vulgaris subsp. vulgaris (sugar beet), 2390 nucleotides long. Its product is annotated as monogalactosyldiacylglycerol synthase 2, chloroplastic. Gene Ontology annotation, molecular function: hexosyltransferase activity. Gene Ontology annotation, biological process: glycolipid biosynthetic process. Lineage: Eukaryota; Viridiplantae; Streptophyta; Magnoliopsida; Caryophyllales; Amaranthaceae. Bases 445 to 1863 code for a protein of 472 amino acids. The record is from RefSeq and is a predicted model, not a curated record. The transcript is spliced from 8 exons.
UAUUUCAGCCAAUAAGAAGAUUCGAAUCUAUUUAACAGAACAUUCCAAAUUACAAUCCGCAUCAAAUUAUAUUACAAAAAUCCCAAGAAUAAUUCCAAGCAUCCUUCAAAUUUCAAAAACUCACCUUAAAAACCCACCUUCUUCUCCCACUAAUCUGCCCAAAAAACUUGGACCCAACACCAAAAACAUAACCAAAACUGUAACAAAUUUUAAGAACAAACACACAAAUCUUCAAUUCUCCAUAACCAAAUUCAACCGUUGAGUAAUGGGUAUUCCUCAAAAUUCAAAAUUUCUUCAUGCUUGAUUUGGGUUUUUCAUCAAACGUUCAAGAUUUCAUCUUUUUUACUCCAAAUCUCCGGCGGUCGGAGAAAGAUAUUAGACCGUUGGAUAAAACUGAGUAUUGAGAAAAUCUUAUUCUUUUGUUGGGUAUAUAUCUUUUGUGAGAUGGUGAUGUCAGUAGUUUCACCAAAAAGAUCAUCUUUAAGUUCUGUAUUUUCAAGAGUUGGAGGUUAUUAUUAUGGUAGUAAUAGUAAAAAAAGGUGUUCAUCAUUUUACCCAUCUUCUGUUUCUUCAACUACUUCUUCUUCUUCAAUGGUAUAUGAUACAAUGGAAGAUGAAGAUGGGACAAUGGAGAUGGUACAACUUGGUGCUGAUCGUACAAAAAAUGUGUUAAUCUUGAUGAGUGAUACAGGUGGAGGUCAUAGGGCUUCAGCUGAGGCUAUUAGAGAUGCUUUUAAGUUGGAGUUUGGUGAUGAAUAUAAUAUUAUAAUAAAGGAUGUAUGGAAGGAGUAUACUGGUUGGCCAUUGAAUGACAUGGAAAGACAAUACAAAUUCAUGGUGAAGCAUGUACAACUUUGGAACCUUGCAUUUCACAGUACUUCACCCAAGUGGAUUCACUCCAUGUACCUUGCUGCUAUUGCUGCCUUCUAUGCCAAGGAAGUAGAGGCGGGUUUAAUGGAAUACAAGCCAGAUAUUAUCAUCAGUGUUCAUCCUCUAAUGCAACAUAUUCCUUUAUGGGUACUCAAAUGGCAAGGACUUCAAAAGAAAGUGAUCUUUGUAACAGUAAUCACUGAUCUCAACUCUUGUCAUAGGACUUGGUUUCAUCCUGGUGUCAAUAGAUUGUAUUGUCCCUCAGAGGAGGUUGCAAAGAGAGCUUCCUUAGAUGGUCUUGAAGACUCUCAAAUCCAAGUUUUUGGGUUGCCUGUUAGACCUUCUUUUGCUCGCGCAAUUCUGUCAAAGGACGACUUGAGAGUAGAGCUCGAGUUGGACCCAGACCUGCCCGCAGUUUUGCUAAUGGGAGGCGGUGAAGGGAUGGGUCCUGUAAAGAAGACUGCCAUAGCUCUCGGAGAUUCAUUGUUCGAUAAACAACUCGAAAAGCCAAUUGGUCAGUUGAUCAUUAUAUGUGGCCGUAAUAGAUCCUUAGCUUCUACUCUUGAAUCAAUGGAGUGGCAAAUCCCUGUUAAGGUAAGAGGAUUUGAGAAACAAAUGGAGAAAUGGAUGGGAGCUUGUGAUUGCAUUAUUACAAAGGCAGGACCAGGUACGAUUGCAGAGGCGUUAAUCAGGGGACUUCCAAUCAUUCUCAAUGACUACAUUCCUGGACAAGAGAAAGGCAAUGUACCAUAUGUGGUAGAGAAUGGUGCGGGUGUUUUUACACGUAGUCCUAAGGAAACAGCCAGAAUAGUAGCAGAAUGGUUCAGCAACAAGCAAGAUGAACUGAAGAAGAUGUCAGAAAAUGCCCUGAAAUUGGCAAAACCUGAGGCUGUGUUUGAGAUUGUAAGGGAUCUUCAUGAACUUGCAGCACAACGUGGGCCGUUAGCUAACUUGCCUUACAUGCUAACUUCCUCAUUCACAUGUUUAAUUUAGUUUCAUUUUUAGUGUCUUAAUCAUCAUUAUCUAUUGGAUUAAGAAGGUCCAAUUCUUUGUUUUUGUAGGAAGAUUUAUCAUGUAUAGUUAGUUAUUUGGUAAAAUCUCAUUCUUUUAGCCAUCAAAAUCAAUUUGUAAAAAAAAAAAAAAAAGUUUAGGGCUCGUAUCACAAUCAGUUGUCAUGUUUUAGUUUUAAGUUAUUAAAACUGACAAUACAAAAAAAAAAAAAAAAAGAACGAUAACAGAUAGGCCCUUAGAUAGUGGCGAUCUGAUUCCAAUUAAGGAUAAAAGUCUGAAUAUCCUAAUGGUUGAGGAUUUUAGGGUUGUUUUAGUUGAAUGAUUGGGACAUGUUUAGUUCCUAAUUUCCAACUUCCAUAUUAUUCUAUCUUGACUUUUUAUUUUAUCUGGAUAUUGUACAAGAUAUGAAUUAAGCGUGUAUUUUGCAUUGCAGCUUGGUUUGAAAUCAUUGUUUCUCCUUUGUUUUAAUAAAAUAUUUAUACAUAUUUUAUUAAUUUCAAUUUUCACAA